CCCCUCCCCUAAAAUAAUUGAAAUGACGGUGAUAAGGAAGGAGGCGUGAAAAACCCAGUUGUACGGCCUUCAAUGGUGACCAAUAAAAGCGUUUUUCACGUUCCUUUCCUUCACUAUUACUCUAAUACAGCCCUGUUCUCCUUAUUCACUUCAACCAAAGCUGCCUAUCCAUUGCCCAAUCACAGCGUUCCAGCUUUUCUUUGCAGUUUCCAUGGCAGAUCUUAAGCCCCAGAUGGACAUUUCAUUCGCUGAGAUAUUCCUGUGCAGCGCUCUCGCGGCUUGUUUUGCCGAGUUCUGUACUCUUCCUUUGGACAUUGCUAAAGUCAGGCUUCAGCUUCAAAAGAAAGCAGUUACAGUGGAUGCAGUAGGUAUACCCAAAUAUAGGGGCUUGUUGGGUACUAUUGCUACUAUUGCUAGGGAAGAAGGUCUACCAGCACUUUGGAAAGGCAUUAUUCCAGGAUUACAACGGCAGUGCAUUUAUGGAGGCUUAAGGAUUAGCUUAUAUGGUCCUGUCAAAACAUAUCUUGUUGGCGGUGAAUUUAUUGGAGAUAUUCCUUUGUACCACAAAAUACUUGCUGCGUUUUUGACAGGUGCUAUAGCAAUUUUAGUGGCUAAUCCAACUGAUCUUGUCAAAGUUCGACUUCAAGCUGAAGGAAAAUUGCCAGCUGGGGUGCCUAGGCGUUAUUCUGGAGCUUUGGAUGCUUAUACCACCAUUGUGAAGCAGGAAGGAUUAGGGGCCCUGUGGACUGGGCUUGGCCCAAAUGUAGCACGAAAUGCUAUAAUAAAUGCUGCUGAACUAGCCAGUUAUGACCAAGUGAAACAGAUGAUUUUGAAAAUUCCAGGGUUCAUGGACAAUGUUUUAACUCAUCUGCUAGCUGGUCUAGGUGCAGGUUUUUUUGCUGUCUGUAUCGGUUCUCCCGUUGAUGUGGUGAAAUCUAGAAUGAUGGGAGAUUCUACUUACAAAAACACGCUUGAUUGCUUCAUCAAAACUUUGAAGAGUGAGGGAUUUCUUGCCUUUUAUAAAGGGUUCUUCCCUAACUUUGGUCGGCUCGGAGCUUGGAAUGUGAUUAUGUUUCUAACUUUUGAGCGAGCGAAGAAUUUUUUUGGAGGGGAAGCCUAAAUCUCUGAUUUUCAUGGUUGAGAUUUGGCAAGGGGGAACGCAAAGCUUUUUGUCCACGUGUUGCUUCUUCAUCUGUUUUAGAAUUUUUUUUCUCCAGAGAGAUGAGAUUGCCCCUGCAAUUCUUUUUUCCCCUCAGUUACAUACAGAUUAGUAUUUGUAACAAUGAAUUGACUGAGAAACUAUAUUUACUUGGGAGGCUGUUUUUCGUCAUUACCAUCAGACCCUUUUGUGAUAGUGCAAGCUGCUUUCCUCCCCAUGUUAUAUGAUUACAUUGUAAGUUGAAUGAAAUAAACCAAUAUAUUAUAUAAUUUAUAUUCAA
Corylus avellana is the source of this 1439-nucleotide messenger RNA. RefSeq names its product mitochondrial uncoupling protein 2. Gene Ontology annotation, biological process: transmembrane transport. NCBI's taxonomy places the organism in Eukaryota, Viridiplantae, Streptophyta, Magnoliopsida, Fagales, Betulaceae. The record is from RefSeq and is a predicted model, not a curated record.